AGUCGCCUAUGACCGUUUUAUUUGUUUUGAGCUUCUAGGAGCAUGUCCCGUUAGCCACUGGGUAGCCUCAAGGCGUCAUUGCAGGUGCCGACCGUUUUAUCUGAAGAACACUAAACUUAACCAUUGAUUAAUGUGUUCUGUGACAGCGAGUGCAUCAACAUUAGGUCAUUGAUUUGUUUUCUUCCGGGAAGUAUAGUUAUUCAGACACCACAGCGUUCCUGACGGACUAGCAUGGUUUCAAAGCGGACGCUGCGACCGGAGGUUCUGUCGGCGUCGGAUGAGGAGUUCCGUAAACUUCCUUUCUGGACAAAAGUAGAACUGAGUCACGAACGCAACAAAUUGAAGGGGACCUCCAAAGCGCAUAUAUUCUGCCGACCCCUGCUGGUUUUUCACCUGUCGACUCAUCUGUACACGGGGUUAGUUUACACAUUACCGGAAGUAUACGCCACGUAUGACCGCGCUGGCCUCCUGCUCUUGAGGUCCCUCUUCCUGUUCUUGGUGGUCAACUGCGCGGCUAACUUUUACCUGACCCUUGCCCAUCUCCGCUUGUUCUCCAGAAACAAACGGUUAAGUGGUUACGCAAUGGACACAAUCAACACAGUUAACCGCGGGGAUGUUAGCGAAUCGUCUUCAACUUUAAGCAUCAUAACUGAAAUAGAUCUCUGUGCUAAUCGAGAUAAGCAUGCGUUUGUCAGUAACGAAACCGUUGAUAACUGGAACAACGGCUUUAACAAAAAAAGAAUAUUCGGUAAUGUCAUUUGCGUUGACAUGCCAACCAAUGGAGCGACCGGAUGGAGCUACUGUGAAGAGUGCGAAACGGACGUUCCACCGAGAGCGUUCCAUUGCUUGUACUGCAAGGGAUGCGUCUUGAAGCGGGAUCACCACUGUCAUGUUCUCGGGACCUGUAUAGGCUUCUGGAACCAACGAUUCUUUGUCGUAGGCUCAACGUACACUGUAGUAACUGGUAUUUUCGGAGCACAUUUAUGUCUGUCAUUUCUUCGUGCAUCCGAGUCGGUGACCUUCGUUGGUUGUUUAUUACCGAUGACGCUUGUAAACUGGUUGCUAGGUAGCAAGCCGUUUUUGAUUUUCAUAACAACUAUUCAUAUGUAUAUAAAUGCAUUGUUUACACUAUUAGGCAUAGGUUUUCUCGCCACCCAGGUGAGGGUGAUAACACAGGGGCUGACUUUAUAUGAAUACAAGAAAAGGGUUCCCGUGAAGUGUUCCACGAGCAUAAGCGAAAAUUUGCGGUCGGUGUUUGGGGAUUACUGGGCUCUGAAUUUCGUGUUUCCAUUUGGGUUUUUCGUCCAGCAGAAGGGAGACGGUCUGACUUGGGAUGGGGUAAAGUUUGAGAGAUGAUCUCUUCAGAGAGCUUCGUGCUACGCUAAACAAAUAAUGAAGGCCACCAUUUUUAAUAGUGUAUGUUAACUAAUAUAAAAUAUAUUAAAGUUUGUAAGACUAUAAAUUGCGGUCAAUUGAUCGCCCAAUACACGUGUUUAUCUUGUGAAUAAAUAUGGUUGAAAUUUCAACAUGUCGGUAUCAAACAAAAGAUCUUUGACAAAUUAAUAAACACAACCGAUUAUUUACUAUUUUUAACGUCCCUUUAUUUAUGAUUAUAGUGUGUGUGUGUGUGUGUGUGUGUG
Messenger RNA from Dreissena polymorpha, 1640 nucleotides. RefSeq names its product palmitoyltransferase ZDHHC23-like. The record is from RefSeq and is a predicted model, not a curated record. Bases 232 to 1356 code for a protein of 374 amino acids. The transcript has 2 exons. Gene Ontology annotation, cellular component: endoplasmic reticulum; Golgi apparatus. NCBI's taxonomy places the organism in Eukaryota, Metazoa, Mollusca, Bivalvia, Myida, Dreissenidae. Gene Ontology annotation, molecular function: protein-cysteine S-palmitoyltransferase activity. Gene Ontology annotation, biological process: peptidyl-L-cysteine S-palmitoylation; protein targeting to membrane.